AUGGAACACACAUGUUCUGGUAUAGAGGUGAAGAAUCCUAUGGUGUCUACCAAGUGCGCUGCAAGGGUGCUGCUUAAAGAUAUCAGAGCCAACAAUGAUAUCCCUGGCAAGGCAUUGAACCAACUACUUUGGCAGAGAUAUGGAGUACAGGUGGCUGCAAGUUCUCUAUACAGAAUGAGGUCUAAGGCUUUAAGGGAGAUAAAUGAGGGUCAUGAUAUAUCCUAUGACCAACUUCCUAAUUACUGUGAAAUGAUCAGAAUUACUAACCCAGGUUCCUCUGCCUUCUAUGCUUGGACACCUCAUGACCACAUUUAUAGGCCUCUGCAGUUCCUAAACAUAUUCAUAUCAUUCAAGGGUUGUAUAUAUGGAUUGUUAGCUGGAUGUAGAAGCUUCAUUGGGGUGGAUGGGGCUCACUUAAAGGGGAAUUAUGGUGGUGUCCUGUUAUCUGCAGUUGCAUUGGAUGAAAACAAUGAGCUAUUCCCCUUUGCUUGGGCAAUAGUAUCAGUUGAGGACACAGAGAAUUGGAAGUUCUUUGUGUGGCAUUUGAAAAACUUACUAAAUGACAUUGGGAGAGGUGAUGAGUGGUGCAUUAUCUCUGAUAGAGAGAAGGGGAUUGAAGUUGCAUUGAUUGAGUUGUGGCCAAAGGCUGACAGAAGAUAUUGCUGUAAGCACCUAUGCAAGAAUUGGAAGAAGCCAUUCCUAGGUCCUUUGAUGUUUAGUCUGUUCUGGUUGGCUGCUGGUGCUUAUUCUGCUUUCACCUUUAAGAAGGCCAUGGACCAACUGCAAAAGGUGAAUCCAGCAGCCUUGAUAUGGUUGUCUAAAGUUGGAGAUCAAUCAACAUGGACCAUUCACAAAUUCAAUGAGGCUAUCAAGUGUGAUGUAAACAAAAGCAACUUUGUGGAAAGCUUUAAUUCCACAUUGGGUAUGGACAGAGCAAGACCUGUUCUAACAUUGCUAGAAGGAAUUAGAAGAACAAUAAUGGUCAGGAUGUGCACUAGGAAGCAAGCUUCUGAGAAUUGGGUAGAUGAUGAUAUUUGCCCAAGAAUAAAGACCGGACUUAAAGUGAUCACUCAAGAGUCCAGGGCCUGCAAGGCAUACCCUAGUGCUGAUGGGUAUGAAGUCACUGAUGGCAAAUCUGUUCUAUUUGUAAGUUUUGCAGAAAGAAGGUGCCUUUGUGGGAGAUGGCAGAUUUCUGGAAUCCCUUUGAGAAGGUACAAAGCUGCAUAUGCUGGUGGAAUCAAGUCCAUUCCUGACAGUGAUCAAUGGCCAGACUUUGUCAUGCCUAAAAUUCAACCUCCUACCAUAAAGAGAGGAGUAGGCAGGCCUUGUAGAGAGAGAAGAAGGGAUGAAGAAGAAGAGAGGAAGGGCAAGAGAAGGAAAACCCUUAAAUGCAUCAACUGUGGAAGCUAUGGCCACAACUUAUUAACAUGCAAAGGAGGCCCCACAGCAAAGCAAGCUGCUGCUGUUGCUGCCUCUAAAAGGGGUAAGGGGAAGCAGGCUGGUGUUACUUCUGGUUCUGCAUAG
This is a messenger RNA of Chenopodium quinoa (quinoa), 1524 nucleotides long. RefSeq lists its product as uncharacterized. The record is from RefSeq and is a predicted model, not a curated record. NCBI's taxonomy places the organism in Eukaryota, Viridiplantae, Streptophyta, Magnoliopsida, Caryophyllales, Amaranthaceae. The coding region runs from base 1 to 1524 and encodes 507 amino acids. The transcript is spliced from 4 exons.